Elaeis guineensis (African oil palm) is the source of this 4672-nucleotide messenger RNA. The record is from RefSeq and is a predicted model, not a curated record. Lineage: Eukaryota; Viridiplantae; Streptophyta; Magnoliopsida; Arecales; Arecaceae.
GAGAUCUCCAACCGAUUCUUUUGGGCUCUUCUGGUCGCGGGCAAAAGAAGUGAAGAACCCUAACUCGAUAUGUAUAAAAACCCCUAAACCUAGCUCUGGCGCUCCCUCGAUCCCUCCCGCCAUUAAAGCUGGGCAGAGUACGGACCGAAGCAUCUCCUCUUUUUGACCGUAGUGCAGCAUCCGAGUUGGAGAGCAGAAGGGAGUACUCAAGCUCCAAACUCCGCCUUGUGAUCUCUCCGUAGGAGAAAGAGAGCAGAGAAGGGGUCGGAAGAGCUGCAACAACGGGGGACAAUGCGAAGAAAACGAGGCUCUGAAGACGGACUGGCUCGAAGUAUCUCCCAACUUGACUCCGAGGCCUCGGCAACCAGCGGCAUUUGAAAGCGGACCCGAGAUUGCUUCAAAAAAACGUUGAAAGCCGGCGUCUUUGCAGUCCAUCCGAGCUCGGAAGAGACGAGAACCCCAAAGAAGUGUGCUUUUCUUCUGUUCGGUCGGUGGGAGCGAGAAGAGCAAGAGGAAGCGAGAAGGGAAAGGAAAGUAUUAUAUUAGAGCAAGAGGAAGCAAUUUUUUCUUAAUAAUUGCAGCGUAUCUGGAGAUACUAAUGAAUUCUAUUCAGCUGGUUGCCUGCUUCGGAAAGGCGCGAUGUCUCGAAUAUUUGCUCCCCUCCAUACGCUGCAAUCCAAUGAGGAGAGAGAUUUCUAUGCUAUAUUCUCUCUCUCGUCGCACCCCCUCGGCUUUGCUCCCUUGGUCUUUUUUUUAAUCGGAGAGCUGGAGAGCGUGCUCUGGUUUUGUCCCCAAUCCCCCACGGCAGCGCGGUUCCCAACCGGACAUGCCCGAGCUCGGCCGAGUUUUUUAAUCCAAGGGACAGAAGAGAAGAACGGGGGUCUCUCAUUCCCUUCUCUUCUUUUGAGAAGGUCUCAGACCACGCCUUCGAGCCAGGAGUAAGAAUCCCAGUCCACCAUCUUUUCUUCUUUAAUUUCCUUUAUCGCAGAGCUCGCAGAUCAAUGACCGAAUGAUAGCAGUAGUUGUGGUAGCAGUAACAGGAGCAUAGAAUGCUACGAGUCUCCCUUCGGUGCAGUGGAAAGGAGUGAAGGCUCUUAAAAGGUCGGAUUUCUCUGUCGGACGAGGUUGAUUUGAGAGGAAGGAGGAAGAGGGUGAAGCUGGGACUGGGUUGAGAUGGUUGCGGGAGCGGCGGCGGCUGGGGGGAGGAGGAGGUGGUGGCUGAACCGGACGGCGAUGGUGGUGGUGUGGGUGGUGGUCUCGGUGGGGAUCUGGGUGGGGCUCCAUUGGUACAUCCGGACGGUGAGCAUGAGGAAGGCUGAGGAGGCGCUGGAGAGCAUGUGUGAAGAGCGGGCAAGGAUGCUGCAAGACCAGUUCGCCGUGAGCGUCAACCAUGUCCAUGCUCUCGCGAUCCUUGUCUCCACCUUCCACUACCGGAAGCAGCCAUCUGCAAUUGAUCAGGAGACAUUUGCCUAUUACACGGCCAAGACAGCGUUUGAGCGGCCGUUGUUGAAUGGGGUGGCAUAUGCCCAGCGGGUUGUUCAUGCUGAAAGAGGGAAGUUUGAGAGUCAGCAAGGGUGGACGAUCAAGACAAUGAAACAGGAGCCAUCACCAGUGCAAGAUGAGUAUGCCCCUGUGAUAUUCUCUCAGAAGACUGUCUCCUAUAUUGAGGCCCUCGAUAUGAUGUCUGGAGAGGAGGACCGAGAAAAUAUCCUACGGGCUAGGGCUACUGGCAAGGCUGUUCUUACGAACCCAUUUAGGCUGCUUGGGUCCAACCAUCUGGGUGUGGUUCUCACAUUUCCUGUGUACCGUGCGGGUCUUCCUGCAGAUGCAACUGUAGCACAACGUGUAGAAGCAACUGCAGGAUAUCUUGGUGGCGCCUUUGAUGUUGAGUCACUUGUGGAAAAUUUGCUGAGGCAACUUGCUGGUAAUCAAGAUAUAAUGGUGAAUGUGUAUGAUGUCACUAACACAUCAGAGCCCUUGAUUAUGUAUGGGCCCCAAAAUCCGGAUGGAUAUAUGCCACUUUCACAUGUCAGCAUGCUUGAUUUUGGAGAUCCAUUCAGGAAGCAUCAAAUGAUGUGCAGGUACAGUCAGAAGCCUCCCAUUCCAUUGUCAGCCAUUACUACCCCAUCUGGUGUCUUUGUAAUCUGUAUGCUAGCAGGGUAUAUAUUAUAUGCUGCUUGGAAUCGCUAUGACAAUGUCAAGGAGGAUUGUCGAAAGAUGGAAGAGCUAAAAGUCCAAGCAGAGGCUGCCGAUGUGGCUAAAUCUCAGUUUCUUGCUACUGUUUCACAUGAGAUAAGAACACCCAUGAAUGGCGUCCUUGGAAUGCUGGACAUGCUUUUAGACACAGACCUGAAUUUAACUCAAAAGGAUUAUGCCCAAACUGCUCAAAUAUGUGGAAAGGCAUUGAUAGCAUUGAUUAAUGAAGUGCUUGACCGAGCGAAAAUUGAAGCUGGGAAGUUAGAGAUUGAGGCAGUGCCAUUUGAACUGCGGUCCAUCCUAGAUGAUGUUCUCUCUUUAUUUUCUUCAAAGUCAAGAGAGAAGGGUAUUGAGCUUGCUGUCUUUGUAUCACAUAAAGUUCCGGAAAUUGUCACAGGUGAUCCAGGGAGAUUUAGACAGAUAAUUACCAAUCUUGUUGGAAAUUCAGUUAAAUUUACUGAACGUGGCCACAUUUUUGUUCAAGUUCAUUUGAUUGAGAAUGCAAAUAAGGUGAUGGAUGCAAAAGUUGAUACAGAUUUGAAUGGAUGUUUAAGUGAUAUGAUGGUUCCAUCUGAUGGCACAUUCAACACUUUAAGUGGUCUAGAAGCUGCUGAUAGAAGGAACAGUUGGGAAAAUUUUAAGCUGCUAGUUUCCAAUGAGAUGCCCCAGUCAGACAAAUGCAAAAAUGGGAUGCCCUGCGGUAUGAAUUCUGGUAAUGUAACUCUGAUGGUAAGUGUUGAGGAUACUGGGAUUGGCAUCCCACUACAAGCCCAGGAUCGGGUUUUCACACCUUUUAUGCAGGCUGACAGUUCAACAUCUAGGAAUUAUGGUGGAACAGGUAUCGGCUUGAGUAUCAGUAAAUGUCUGGUUGAACUGAUGGGUGGGCAGAUAAACUUCAUUAGCCGCCCUAAUGUUGGAAGCACAUUCACAUUUACUGCCAUAUUCCAACGAUGCAAGAAAAGUGCAGGAGGUGAUCCAAAGAGAACUCUUUCUGAGUCCUUACCUACUGGUUUCAAAGGAAUGAAAGCAUUUCUAGUUGAUGCUAGACCAGUCAGAAGCGCUGUAACAAAAUACCAUCUACAGAGGUUAGGAAUAACUGUUGAAGUUGCAAGUACAAUCAAGAUGGCACUUAAUGCAUUAUCUGGACAAAAUGGCUGUUUAAGAUCUGGAAAGCGUCCAUACAUACUGUUAAUUGAGAAAGACUCCUGGACUCCUGGAAUGGACGUCUACUUACAUGAUCAGCUACUGGAGUGGAAACAGUGUGGUCAGAUACCUGAAGUGCCCAAGGUCAUCCUUUUGGUGACCUCUGAAUCUGAUAAGGCAAAGGCUGGGUCCUUUGUUGAUACAGUGAUCAUGAAGCCCCUACGAGCAAGCACCGUGGCAGCAUGCCUUCAACAUGCACUGGGAAUGGGGAAGCAACAGAGGAAAGAAAUGCCCAAUGGAUCAGCUUUUCUUCACAGCCUACUAGCUGGGAAAAACAUACUGGUGGUUGAUGAUAACAAAGUAAAUCUUAGAGUUGCUGCAGGUGCUCUCAAAAAGUAUGGGGCAAAGGUGGAAUGUGCUGAAAGUGGGAAAGAUGCUCUUUCCCUCCUCCAACUGCCACACAACUUUGAUGCCUGCUUCAUGGAUGUUCAGAUGCCAGAAAUGGAUGGAUUUGAAGCAACUCGACAAAUUCGCCUAAUGGAGAGCAAAGCAAAUGAGGAAGUUAAAUGUGGAGAAACUUAUGAAGGUUCUGAAAGGGCUGAGUGGCACCUGCCAAUUCUGGCUAUGACUGCUGAUGUCAUUCAGGCAACAUAUGAAGAAUGCAUGAAAUGUGGAAUGGAUGGUUAUGUCUCCAAGCCCUUUGAAGAACAGCAACUUUAUCAGGCAGUUGCCAAGUUCUUGGUAUCCAAACCCAAUUCAGACUUAUGAAUAUGUACCAUUGUAAAGACAGGUGGAAUAUCCUGCAUGUUGCAACUCAAUAUUACUGCUACCGAAGUGAAGGGUGAUGGUCCAGCCCUGCUGAUGCUUUCUGCUUAUGGCUUCUAUCUUAAUGACUGCUGAUUUAUCUGAGCAAAUUCAGUCAGACCUAACAUGAUGUUCUUCGGUUUGCAUUUUGCACGCUUGCCUUUCUGCAGUAGCUGAGUCUCCUGAAGUUUCGGCAAAAGAUGCUUGGGACCUUUGUACAUUAUUGACUUUGAUGAUAUACAAGGAUCUGUAGCGUAAGAAGGGUCUGGAGAUAUAUUGGUUAGGUGGAAAGCUUCUGUUGUCUGAAAGGAUGGUGUAUACUGUAUAUUUCUCUGAUUUUAUUCUUUAAAGUCUCUCUGAAGCAUGUAUCUUGUCCCUUUUUUUCUGUAUCUUUUUGACUCUCCAUAAUUUUUGCGACAUACUUGGAAAGUAUGUUAUGACAACUACACCGAUAAAGGCUUCUGGCCUUCCCUUAUUGUCUGAUCUACUCUAGUUUACUAAAGCUGCAGUGAGCACUUUUGAAACUGUC